AUGUCUAACUUGUACAAUCAGAUUUCCUUACCUUCAUCCCAAAGGGCCAAUUCACCAAAUAUAAACAUGAGAAGCAAUUUUGAUGUUGAUAGUCAGUACUUAACGGAGCUUCUAGCAGAACGCCAAAAGCUUGGACCUUUCAUGCAAGUUGUACCCAUAUGUGCCAGACUCCUCAAUCAAGAGAUUUUAAGGGUUACUGGAAAGACUGAUUUAUUGCUGAACCAAGGAUUUAGUGACUUCGAUAGAAUGAGAUUCAUUAAUCCAACUCAUAUGGCUUCUCCAAACUCAACAUCAAACUUUACUGGCUGGAACAGCCUGUCACAUGAGAGGUUAGGUGGUAUGCAGGGACUAAACAUGGAUUGGCAAACUUCACCGGUUGUUCCAAGUUCUCCCGUUGUGAAGAAAAUAUUGCGCUUGGAUAUUCCUAAGGAUAGCUAUCCAAAUUUUAAUUUUGUUGGCCGGCUUCUUGGCCCCAGGGGUAAUUCACUAAAGCGAGUGGAAGCUACUACAGGUUGCCGUGUAUUUAUCAGAGGGAAAGGUUCAAUUAAAGACUUAGACAAGGAAGAGUUGUUAAGAGGGAGGCCUGGCUAUGAGCAUCUGAAUGAUCCACUUCACAUUUUAAUUGAAGCUGAACUACCUGCCAGUGUUGUUGAUGUAAGGUUGAGGCAAGCACAAGAAGUCAUACAAGAACUACUUAAACCAGUGGAUGAGUCACAAGACAUUUACAAAAGACAACAACUAAGAGAACUUGCUAUGCUUAAUUCCAAUUCCAAUUUCAGAGAAGAGAGUCCUCAACUGAGUGGUAGUGUCUCUCCAUUCACUUCUAAUGAAAUAAAACGGGUCAAAACUGAUAAAUAG
Molecule: messenger RNA, 858 nt
Organism: Sphenostylis stenocarpa
Lineage: Eukaryota; Viridiplantae; Streptophyta; Magnoliopsida; Fabales; Fabaceae
Source: the annotation of a GenBank genome assembly